ACUAAACCCCCCACCCAAUCUGCUUCUUCAGGUCUGGUUUCUCACACACCAACACCCACUGUGUUUAAACAACUCAUGAUCUGAAAAUCUCCCAAAAUUGUUCUUCAAAAUAUUAAAUCACAAUUCAAAACCCCCCCAAAUGAAGAAAAAUCACACACAAUCUUUCCUAUUAUUAUUAACAUUAAUUCUCAUCAGAUCAGCAGCAGCAGCAGCUAUCUUUGUUCAUUCACAACAACAUCAUCAUCUUCUGGGUGUCUCUCCACAAGAUGAAGAAUACUAUAAGAAGUUAUCAGGAGGGAUGAUCAAAUGUAAAGAUGGAUCAAAAUCUUUUAAAAGCACUCAACUUAAUGAUGACUUUUGUGAUUGCCCUGAUGGCUCUGAUGAACCAGGAACAUCGGCAUGUCCUAGUGGGAAAUUCUAUUGCCGAAACGCAGGACAUAGUCCACUAUCUAUAUUUUCUUCUAGAGUUAAUGAUGGAAUAUGCGAUUGCUGUGAUGGAAGUGAUGAGUACGAUGGUACAACCAAGUGCAAAAAUACUUGCUGGGAAGCUGGAAAGGUAGCACGAGAUAGAUUAAGGAAAAAGAUUGCAACUUUCCAGGAGGGGGUUACGAUAAGAAAGCAUGAUGUUGAACAAGCGAAAAUUUCAGCUGUGAAAGACGAGGCAGAGUUAUCUAGGUUAAAGAAUGAGGAAAACAUUCUUAAGGGCCUUGUUCAACAGCUUAAGGACCGUAAGGAACAAAUAGAAAAGGCAGAGGAGAAAGAACGCGCUCAGAAAGAAAAAGAGGAGAAGCAGAGAAAGGAAGCCGAAGAAGCGAAGCUAAAAGAACAAAAAGGUGAAGAAAAAGUUAAUGCUGAGCAAGAAUCUGUACAAAAAGGUGAAGAAAAAGUUAAUGCUGAGCAAGAAUCUUUACAUAAAGGUGAGGAAAAGUUGAAUGCAGAACAAGAAUCUGUAGUAAGUAAUUUUGAAGAGGAAGCAGGAGUUCAUGAGCACUCUCCUUCAGAUCAGGAUCUAAACAAAGACCCUGCUGACUUUGGGGUUGAAGUGGCACACAAUGAUGACCAAGAUGAUAAGGAUGUAUAUAUCAACCAUCUAAACGAAGAGAACGCAGAACCGUCUAAAGAUGCACAAGGAGAUGAUCCUUCACAUGUUCUUGGAGCUAAGAAAGAAGAUGCAUCUGAAGAUACCGAGCCAUUAUCAAGGGAAGAGUUAGGUCGUGCCAUUGGUUCGCGUUGGACAGGAAAAAAGACUGAGCAGCAAGAUGAAGACUCAGGUUCUGCUAGGGAUCAUGAUGAUGAGUAUGAUGAGACAUCUGAUGAUGCACAUGAUGAGGAAUACAGUGGUUAUGAUACCGAGGAAGACCAUCCAAAGUAUGAGGAUGACGACACUGAGGACCACACACAUGCUGUUGAAGAUGGAGCUGAUGAUGAUUUCGGGGAUACACACAAAUACCAGUCAGAUGAUGAAAUUGACAUGUCAGACAUGGAAAGCACAAGCAGUCCAUCUUGGUUGGAGAAGAUUCAAGAAACAGUGCGGAAAUUUUUACAUGCUGUUAACCCGUUUCAGACUCCUGUGGAUACAUCUGAGUCUGAAAAUGUACGGAAGGAAUAUGAUGAUGCCAGCGCCAAAUUAUCUAAAAUACAAUCAAGGAUAUCGAGCUUAACAAAGAAACUAGCAUAUGACUUUGGACCAGAGAAGGAGUUCUAUUCGUUAUAUGGUCAAUGUUAUGAGAUAAAAGAGAACAAGUAUGUUUACAAGGUCUGUCCUUUUAAAGAAGCCACCCAAGAGGAGGGACACAGCACAACUAGACUGGGGCAAUGGGACAAAUUUGAUGAGUCAUACAGAAUCAUGCUCUUUACAAACGGAGAUAAAUGCUGGAAUGGGCCCAAUCGAAGCUUAACGGUCAGAUUAAGAUGCGGAUCAAAAGUUGAAGUUGCUGAUAUCGAUGAACCAAGCCGUUGCGAAUACUCAGCAUUGUUAACUACUCCGGCCCUUUGUCAAGAAGGACGACUAAAGGAACUAAAAGAUAAAUUAGAAACAGCAAACAAGGACCAACCUCAAGGUCAUGAUGAGCUUUGAAUCUUAUUAGCUAUUUAUCACACCUAGUACUUCAGACUUCAGAGUUUGCAAAGUAUGAAUCAAAGGCGUGUAUCCCUUUUCCAUUUUGUGGACUAUGUUGCUUAACUGGAUCAAUACUAAACUUCCAUGAAAUGUGGAGUGAGGCAUAUUAGGAGGCGAUUUGUUUUUCAAGAGGUAGAAGUGGUAAAUCUAGGGCACUGAUGUUAUAGUAACUUGUAUACUUCAUGCAUUAAUAGUUGAAGUUUCCCAUUUGUCGGAAUGGUCUAAAUUAUCGGAAAAUGUGAGGUACAAGCAGAUUUUUUGUGGGGGACUUCGAAUCUAUUCUUUUGCUACCGAAAUUGGCAAAAUGCUCCUAAAGUUUUCA
Messenger RNA from Erigeron canadensis, 2441 nucleotides. Its product is annotated as glucosidase 2 subunit beta-like. Bases 140 to 2077 code for a protein of 645 amino acids. The transcript is spliced from 17 exons. The record is from RefSeq and is a predicted model, not a curated record. Gene Ontology annotation, cellular component: glucosidase II complex. Lineage: Eukaryota; Viridiplantae; Streptophyta; Magnoliopsida; Asterales; Asteraceae. Gene Ontology annotation, biological process: N-glycan processing.